Molecule: messenger RNA, 1514 nt
Organism: Protomyces lactucae-debilis
Lineage: Eukaryota; Fungi; Ascomycota; Taphrinomycetes; Taphrinales; Protomycetaceae
Exons: 2
Coding region: 272-1483 (403 amino acids)
Biological process (GO): regulation of transcription by RNA polymerase II
Molecular function (GO): DNA-binding transcription factor activity, RNA polymerase II-specific; zinc ion binding
Source: RefSeq, a predicted model, not a curated record
UGUUUGGAUUCAAUUUUGUAUUCGCCAUGCAUUUGCGAGAACUCCCGGAUCGCGUACAGCAGUCUCCCGCUGACCUCACUCAUCAGGGGGCCCCGGAUUACUCAUAUACCUCUAAGCUGCCAAUGCUGUCUUCAAUUUGUCUUUGUUCUGUCGGGCUUCGCCAGCUUCUCGCUGCUGUGCAGCUGUGCGGUCACCACAUAGACUGGCGAGUCUACAAUUAGCACCAGGCUCAUUUGUCGCGCUCCCAGUUCUAUUGGCGAGCUGAGCUACCAUGAACUUCCAGGGCUUUUCUCCAAGUGGCUUGAUACCAGCUCGCGGAAGCCGUGUGAGGUCCUCCUCCAUGGCAAGUUCAACGCAAACCACAUUCACUGAUGGUCUAUCGACCACAUCAACCAAUCCUAGUCACCCGUAUGUAGGGACGUUCGUUGACGAUCCAUCGCUGGAUGUCAAGGAGACCAAAUCAGAACCAUCGCCAACUACCGCUGAUGGCGAGGUCACUUCACGGACGCCACAUCGCAGGCGUAGGAUGCACUCGAAAUCUCGUCAGGGGUGUCUCUCCUGCAAAAGACGCAGAGUCAAGUGCACAGAGAACCGUCCAGUGUGCAAUGAAUGCCAAAAGCUUGGCCUCGAGUGUAGCUGGACUCCAGUGGCACAGGUGCAAGAGCCGCCUGAUCGUACAAGCACUGCCUGCUUGCCUUCUUUGGAGUGCAUGCUUCUCUUCAAUUGGACGCACAGCACUGGUCCAUCAUUUUAUCUUGACCAGGUCUGGAUGCAGCAAGUACCCGUCAUGUCCUUUGAACACCCACACUUAUUGCAUGCCCUGCUCUCUGUCUCGGCUGCACAUCAGCAGUACAAGGGUGUUGACUUGCAGCCCAAAGUAUCUAUGCCAGUGGACAACUUCAUUGUGCGUCAUCGACAGCAGUCCAUCAAGGACUUUAGACGUGACCUUGGCACUGGCAUUCGAGCGGAGAAUGCGGACGCCUUGUUUGCGACAGCUCUGUUGCUUGCUCUACAAUCAUUCCAGAUUGAUCCUGGCUCCUGGACGCGCAUGUACAAGGGUGUAAGAUCUAUUGCACAUCAUAUGAAGGCAGUCUUCAGUGAGGGGCAGACUAUGUGGAACGCUCUAAUCAAUACACAUGCUCAGGAAUUCUUGCCAGUCUCAACAUCAUUUGCUCUCCAGCCUCUUGCAACUGGGCCGUGUGCACUGCCAAUUGGCCAUCUUGCCAAGCUCUAUGCUGCACAAACCAUCUCAUCGUCAGAUCUGUUUGCGUUUCCCGCGUUACUGAGCGAGCAGUUUCUUGAGUUGGUCGAGCGAGAUCACCAGGUGGCACUUGUGGUCAUGUAUUACUACUUUCUACUGGUGCAGCGCUUAGAAGAUGUGUGGUGGAUAGGCAGCUUUGGCAGGCAAGAGAGCAUGCGUAUUUGGCAUUUGCUCGAUGACAAUCAUCGUGCAUACCUUACUACUGCAGCUCAAAGCAGAUGAUGCACGAACACAACUUGAGAAUCGAGCCCAU